Molecule: messenger RNA, 2378 nt
Organism: Cimex lectularius (bed bug)
Lineage: Eukaryota; Metazoa; Arthropoda; Insecta; Hemiptera; Cimicidae
Gene: pb
Product: homeotic protein proboscipedia
Exons: 4
Coding region: 261-2066 (601 amino acids)
Biological process (GO): regulation of DNA-templated transcription
Molecular function (GO): DNA binding; DNA-binding transcription factor activity, RNA polymerase II-specific
Source: RefSeq, a predicted model, not a curated record
UUCGUUAACAACUCGGAGACUAGUCAAAAUUUCAAGUAGUUCACUGCACGUUUUGGUUUUAUUUGUUUGAACAUCUACGAAAUGUUCAAAACUUAAUAAUUAAAAUUUUUUGAGUUUUUUGUGGAAAAGGACCUUUACUUUGAUGAACUGGUGAGGAGGGGGCUGAAAAAUAAGCGAUGCCAGUUAUUCUUUCGGGAGUGGCGAGUCAAUAAGAUUGUGAUACAAGUGGGAAAAACAAGUCAAGCAGGCUGGAGGAACUGAUGUGCGAGGCCGGAAUGAGAGGGAAGCAAGUGGUGGAGCCGGAGGAGGAGGACGAGGAAGCCGACGAGGAAGAAUACUUGAUGAAAGGGCGAAUGGAAGAGAUGACCGCCCCCUCUGGCGGACCGCCGGCCGCGGCCGCCCCCGGCUCCCAGGGCUUUUGGAUGACGGCCGUUUCCGCCGCCUCCGGCAUGGACAUGAUACCAGAAUCGGGUUUCAUAUCCUCCCAACCCUCCAUGGCCGAGUUCAUCCUGCCCCACCACAUGGCCGAGAUGUCGCCCAGUCCCGGAGCGCCCCAGCCGACUUACCCGCAGCAGCCGAUCGACCAGCAGCAACCCGUCCAAGAAUAUCCGUGGAUGAAGGAGAAGAAGACAGCACGGAAAAGCAACCAGCAAGAGAAUGGACUACCCAGAAGACUGAGAACCGCGUACACCAAUACCCAACUCCUGGAGCUGGAGAAGGAAUUCCAUUUCAACAAGUACCUGUGCAGGCCGAGAAGGAUAGAGAUCGCCGCCUCCCUGGACCUCACCGAGCGACAGGUGAAAGUGUGGUUUCAGAAUAGGCGAAUGAAGCACAAAAGACAGACUUUGAGUAAGCAAAGUGAAGACGGGGAUGAAAAGGAGACGGCCAAAGCAAAAGGAGGCGACAAAGGUAUCCUGGUUCAUGACGAUUCGAGCAAAAAGAGCUGCCAGAACUGCGAACUCCCUCCUGGCAUGCUUGGCGAACACUUGUCAAGGAAUAACAAUAAUAACUCAACCUACAACAACAACAGCAACGCAAGCAGUGGAGCCAGCAGCGUCACGAGUACGACGAGCUCGUUCGAGAAGCUAGAAGAAGAUUCGCGGUCAAACGAAAGCAGGGUGCUGACUUCGCCGGGUCUACUUCAAGGGAAAAGACACAGUGAAGUGGUAGUGAAAACGGAAUCGGGCAUCACGAUGUGCGCGUCGCCUGGAAAUAAAAAACUAGGGAAAGAAAAUUUGGGAAGUAGGUUAAUAUCUCCAGAUCUUGGGAUUAAAGCAUUGACGCCGGCGACCACGCCCGGUACCCCUGUCGGUACGACGGAUCCUCCUUUUAGAAGGAGCUCACCGACGGCUGCAACAGCGGUAGCGACUGCAACGGCAUCCGUUACUGCCAUAUUGCCAAACAUGUCGAAUCCUGUGAUCGCUCAGGGCAAGAACAGCGCAUCUUUUCCUUCUCCUCCUCAACGGAUGCAAUACAGGCAAACGUACAACCCAAGAGAAUACAACCAGAGGGUUUUCGAGUAUAGACAGCAAAGCCCUCGGCCGAACGGAAUGCACCCACCGCGGCCUAGAAAUUUCCAACAAUACCCGCCGCAGUACUGUCAGUACAACGGAUACAGCCAAGAGUACUAUCAAAGAAAUUACCAGUACGAUCCGGAAUAUAACAAUUACUACCAGAAUUAUCAAAAUUCGUCCGAAAUGCAUACAACGGCUGAAGGGUACUUCGAGACGUACCAAAACGUGGAAUACAGCCCGGGGAAACCACCAGGUGGUUAUUACGAGAUGAACCACCAAGGAGGCGAGGCGUCUUCGGUACCGCAUUACGGCGUCUCAUCGCCUGAUCCGUUUCCUGCGAACCAGCAGCCUACUGCAGCGGUCAUGACUCCGCCCAAUUCGGUCAGGACAGAUUCCUCGGGCGAGUACUACAAUUCAAUUCACCACUUUUACCCCGACCAGGCUCCGGCCAACGCGCAGCAACCUUCUGAAAACAGCAACUCUUCGUCGGAUUUCAACUUCCUCACCAACUUCGCCAACGAUUUCGCACCGGAGUAUUACCAGCUCAGCUGAGAGAUCUCAUAGACGCGGGGCCACCAGUGCAAUACUUGUACAGAUUGUGAUAACCUUUGGAUUUCUCUCUCAUAUUGAUUAUAUAGUUGUGAAUAAUUUGUGUAAAAAGUUGUUGACUGUAAUCUAUCGUGUUUAAAUUAUGUGAAUAAACCCUCCCAUCUCCUGGUAUUUACUACUCCCUCGAAAAAAUAUUAAAUCUUACCAAACGGGACUAAUUAGUUUAAAUCAAUGUUUUUACGAUUAUCGAUGUUAUUGAUUAUUGUUAAUUUCUAAAUUGUGUUGAUUUUUAAUUGUUUUCAACAAAAAUUGUGU